AUGUCGUUGGUACGUGCUACAUUCCUACCUAGAAAGCAAGUGUUAAGCUUGCUCGCCCGAGGGUACAGCAGCUCUGGAGAUGCCGAUCUUGUUGUAAUUGGUGGAGGACCAGGAGGAUAUGUUGCUGCCAUCAAGGCUGCUCAACUUGGAAUGAAGACUGUCUGUGUCGAAAAGAGCAGCACUUUGGGAGGAACAUGUCUUAACGUUGGCUGCAUUCCUUCCAAAGCUUUACUUAACAAUUCUCACUACUACCACAUGGCAAAACACGAUUUCGCAGCAAGAGGCAUUGAUUGUACCGCUACUCUCAAUCUUCCAAAGAUGAUGGAAGCUAAGGCUAACUCUGUAAAGCAGCUUACUGGGGGAAUUAAGCAACUGUUCAAGGCUAACAAAGUCGGACACAUUGAGGGACAUGGAUCCAUCACUGGAGCUAACCAGGUUUCUGUCAAGAAGGCUGAUGGAUCUGUAGAGGUUGUUAAUACUCGUAACAUCUUGAUCGCUACUGGAUCAGAAGUUACUCCUUUCCCAGGUAUUCCAAUCGAUGAAGAACAGAUUGUGUCUUCCACUGGAGCUCUUUCUCUCAAAGCUGUUCCAAAGAAGAUGGUCGUUAUUGGAGCUGGAGUAAUCGGACUUGAACUCGGAUCUGUAUGGCAACGCUUAGGUGCUGAAGUAACUGCUGUUGAAUUCUUAGGACAUGUUGGUGGAAUGGGAAUCGACAUGGAGGUUUCCAAAACAUUCCAGCGAAGUCUUACUAAGCAAGGUUUCAAGUUUCUUCUCAACACCAAGGUUAUGAACGCCACCAAGAAUGGAAAUAGCAUUGUUGUCGAAGUUGAAGGAGCCAAGGAUGGAAAGAAGCAAACGUUGGAAUGCGAUACAUUGCUUGUUUCUGUAGGUCGCAGACCUUACACUCAGAAUUUGGGAUUAGACAGUGUUGGUAUCCAGUUGGACGAGAGAGGAAGAGUCCCUGUUAACAAUCGCUUCCAAAGCAAAGUUCCCUCAAUCUUUGCUAUUGGUGAUGUGAUUCAAGGACCUAUGCUUGCUCACAAAGCAGAAGAUGAAGGUAUCAUCUGUGUCGAAGGUAUUGCCGGAGGACCUGUUCAUCUUGAUUACGACUGUAUCCCUUCUGUCGUAUAUACUCAUCCAGAGGUAGCCUGGGUAGGAAAGUCUGAAGAGCAAUUGAAACAAGAGGGAGUCGCUUUCAAAACUGGAAAGUUCCCAUUCGUUGCCAACUCUCGUGCUAAAACCAAUAAUGAUCAAGAAGGAUUCGUAAAGGUUCUCGCCGAUAAGGAAACUGAUAGAAUGCUCGGAGUUCAUAUUAUCGGACCAAAUGCUGGAGAAAUGAUUGCCGAAGCCACUCUCGCUCUUGAAUAUGGAGCCUCUUCCGAAGAUGUUGCCAGAGUCUGCCAUCCUCAUCCAACUCUCUCGGAGGCUUUCAGGGAAGCCAACCUUUCCGCUUACUGUGGAAAGGCUAUUAACAACGUCUAA
This is a messenger RNA of Auanema sp. JU1783, 1482 nucleotides long. Lineage: Eukaryota; Metazoa; Nematoda; Chromadorea; Rhabditida; Rhabditidae. The record is from the annotation of a GenBank genome assembly.